AGCUUCUUUUUUUCUUUUUCUUCUCUUCUUCAGUAAGAGUCGAAGAAGACAAACUUCAUCUCCUCAGUCAAGUCAAGUCAUCCCGCCUCAUCAAUUUUCCGUUCGACAACAUGCUUGGUUCAUCCAUCUUCGUCGCCCUCGCGGCCGCCGCCGGGGCCAUCGCCUCCCCUCUCGACCUCAUCACGCGGUCGACCCCCGCCGGCACGGGCACCAACAACGGCUUCUUCUACUCGUUCUGGACCGACGGCGCGGGCCAGGUGACGUACAACAACGGGCCCGGGGGCUCGUACGACGUGACGUGGUCCAACGUGGGCAACUUCGUGGCGGGCAAGGGAUGGAACCCCGGGGCGACGCGCGUCGUCACGUACAACGGCACGUGGAACGGCGCCAACGUCAACAGCUACCUGUCCGUGUACGGGUGGACGCGCAACCCGCUCAUCGAGUACUACGUCGUCGAGUCCUUCGGCACGUACAACCCGUCCAGCGGCGCGACGAAGCUGGGCUCCGUCGAGAGCGACGGCAGCGUCUACGACGUCUACCGCACCCAGCGCGUCAACCAGCCCUCUAUCGACGGCACCUCCACCUUCUACCAGUUCUGGUCCGUGCGCCAGCAGAAGCGCGUCGGCGGCUCGGUUACCCUCAAGAACCACUUCGACGCCUGGGGCAAGGCCGGUCUUCAGCUCGGGACGCACAACUACCAGAUCCUGGCUACCGAGGGCUACCAGAGCAGCGGUUCGGCUGCUAUUACCGUCGAGCAGUCCUAAGGGAUUUCGCUCGCCCGGCCUUUGAGAUUGGUUUUCUCGUCUGUGGCUGCGUAUGUAUUGAUUGGUAGGAUGGAAGGGAAGGGAUGAGCGCUGGGUUCGCGGACCGCGGCUUGCUUGUC
Messenger RNA from Daldinia vernicosa, 883 nucleotides. RefSeq names its product glycoside hydrolase family 11 protein. The coding region runs from base 111 to 764 and encodes 217 amino acids. NCBI's taxonomy places the organism in Eukaryota, Fungi, Ascomycota, Sordariomycetes, Xylariales, Hypoxylaceae. The transcript has a single exon. The record is from RefSeq and is a predicted model, not a curated record. Gene Ontology annotation, molecular function: hydrolase activity, hydrolyzing O-glycosyl compounds. Gene Ontology annotation, biological process: xylan catabolic process.